Molecule: messenger RNA, 5114 nt
Organism: Ooceraea biroi (clonal raider ant)
Lineage: Eukaryota; Metazoa; Arthropoda; Insecta; Hymenoptera; Formicidae
Gene: vir
Product: VIR_N domain-containing protein
Biological process (GO): mRNA modification
Cellular component (GO): RNA N6-methyladenosine methyltransferase complex
Molecular function (GO): RNA binding
Source: RefSeq, a predicted model, not a curated record
GUGGAGUCCACGACGUGGACGCAAGGCUUUAUGCUUGAGUAGUUUAACCUUACUUUAGUUGCUCUUUACUUCUACGUCCAAUAUUUAUCCAUGAACGUUAUUACAUAGUUUUAUCUGUGAAACAUCUCUUAAUAAAAAAAGGAUAUUCUUUUCAGACUGUUCAGUGAAUUACAUAACAUAUAAAAAUGUGUUAAUCAGAUACAAAUGUAAUAUCAAUUAAAAGAAGAUCACGUAACAAAAUAGAUGAAUAAAAUGGACAAGAAAAUGAGGACACCAAGUUUAUUAUAAAAGAUUAAAUAUUAUUUUUAAAUUAAUCUAAUUUAUAUGGAAACAUGGACAACAUCGAAUUAUUAUUUUUUGACACAUUCUCGCAUGAUAUCUCAGAGGAAUUGAAUUUGGAUCUGGUACAAUUUCCAAAACCUGUUUACAUCAGCGAAGUAAGAAUAAUUCCAUUGGGUGCCCGAGUGCAAGCAGACUUUCCAGGAGGAGUACGACUUGGUGCAACUAAUCCUUCCCAGUUCGAAAUAGAAUUUUUUGUAAACGAUCUCAGCAAACCUGGAGCUUCUACUUUUGAGUUUUUGGGUGGUUUAGAAUAUAAACAGAAUAUUCACAUCCAAUUGGAAUGUGAGCGGAAGCAAAUACCAACCGACGGAUUAGUCUUGAGAGGAUGGUACACGACCAUAACACUGGCGGUAUAUGGAACGUUGACCAAAUCGUUAAACAAUCCUCAAGAAGUGAUCAGUUCAGCAGCUGGGUCCACUACCUGUGUCAACGUAUUGGAAGAAAAUUCUGAAAGUACUGCACAAAUAUCUUCUGAACAGCAAUCUGAAUGGUAUUAUGAAAAUCAGCAUCAAACAAACUCAUCGGAAACAUGUGUAACUGUUACUCCACCACCUCCGGUUCAACCAAUCCAAGUAGUGGAACCAACCAGGACAUCCACAUCGGACACGGGAAAAACGGAAUCGGGACAAUGGGAAGAAGAAGCAUCCGCUACAGGCGAAAAGCCGGCAAAACGACCUUCGUCUCCGCCUACAGAAUCUCUGAUCUCUCUAAGUCCAGAAUCCAUUUCCGCCGAAGAGGAAGAAGCGGAGCAGCAGGAAACCGGCGAACCGGAAACUGGCGAGCCCUUCGAGCCGAUAUUGUCGGACGAGGACAUAAUGACCGAUGAUAUCCCGUCUACAACCGAAUUCGAGAGUGAAUCUUCGCAGACCGAUGAGAUAUACGCACUGGUGCCACCUGACUUGCUUAAUUUGGAGAAGCUGGAGAACUUGGACAACACCCAAAUGAGUCAUGAGAGCCUAUUGAAGAUGAGAGAGAUCCUACAAUCUCUGUCCAAGUCGGUCUCGCAUUUCCACAACGCGUCAGGUCAGGAGAAGGAAACGUUCGUUCACAACUGUGAGACUUUAUGCGCCAUAUUGGGCCCGUUCGAUUCUAACGCGGAUGACAUCGACUUGACCAACAUUGUAAAUGCUGGUUUGGAUAUGGAGCUCGCUAGGGCUCAGCCACAGCCGGCGUACAAAAUGCGUCACGUGAAGGUGGGAGUUCGCUUGGCGGAGGCUCUUUGCCGAUUGUCGAAGGGCCCGGAGAUCUUAUUGAAAGUCGAGGCCCCGUCCAAGUUGCUGUCUCUCUGCAUGCGCGAGAAUGUGGCGUUGCCAGUGAAACUUUCUGCUCUGAGAGCCCUAGACGCCGCGCUGAUAAGUCCAAUAAUUGUACAAGAAUUCCUCAGCUCGAGAAACAAUCUGUAUAACAACGCGCUGAUGAUGCUCGACACGACGCUGGCCAGACUCAAGUACGCUCUCAGCUCGAUCCUCCGUAAGAUCCACGUGUACGAGUAUCUGGAGGAAAUCAGAGAAUUCGAUGAGAUUGGUUUAGCAGAACUGAUGAACACUUACGUGUGCGCACCGACGCUGAUGGCGCAGCCUAAACGUCAGUUGCCGGCUGGCGCACAGAUGGAAUUCGAGCGAGAGCAUUCUCGCAAUCCUCGCGCUCACUUUGUAGCUUAUUUUGAGUAUCAUAAACUAGCUCGUCAUCUUCUGCUGACAUUGUCCUCUCCGAAUUGCAGUUUUAAAUUGAACAAGUUAAUCCGCCACUUCCUGCUACAUCUCUCCGACACGAAAGAGGGCCUGUGCUACUUACUGAAAGAGGCGGAGGUAGUCCGACUCACGUUGAAGGUCCUGAAAUAUGAAUUACCAGGUGCUGGUUGUAUUCUAGCGUGGCGUCUUCAAGUUGCGCAGUGUCUGAUUCGCCUGAAACAGGAUUCCGACUGGACAGUCCUGAAAAAGCUGCACUCUUUCCUGGUUUUUCCCGAUGGCCUGCGUGCGCUUCUUACGGUCUUACCCCUGGGCGACUUUAUGGAUACUCUGAUCCCUUACCUGUCGGAUUCCAAUCUCUGCGAGUUCGCUGCUGAGGUGAUCUCCGCGGUUGUCCGUUAUUCCGACAAGGUGGAAAUCCUUCAAAAUCACGCGGAGCUGAUGCUGAGCAAGUCUCGCGAGCAUGCUGUACUCAGAGAUGUGACGUCAUACUUGACGACUGCGGCCCAGGCUUCUCAUUGGGACUACAAUGACGUCUCCUCACUGGUAACGACUAUUAGAAAGAGCGCGGAGAAAGCCGCGUCGCUUCCCGGUCAGCUGAUCACCGCCUGCAGAAUCUUGCAUUAUCUCAUCUUUCUAUCGAAUAACGACGUCGAUCCCUUGGAGCCAUAUAUUGAACUCAAAUACAGAAACGCCCUGACCCAGCUUUUCGCCGCUGACGGUCUCACUGCCUUAGUCAGCGUGAUGGCAAACGUAUCCGAGUUCUACGAGCAACCGUUCCUUCAUCGUGCUGCUUUGACUGGUCGUAGGGGCAUGGCGUUAGUUGCCCUGUUGCUUCCCUGCGUGAGGCUGACCAGGGCGCUGCUCGAGCAGCUCGUCAAGUGCAUGGCGACAGACUUCAAGGAUCUCACAGUGGUUGUUCCGUUGCUCGGAAUCUACUCCCUGAUCGAGGCUAUCCCAUCUGACAAUCUUAUGGUGCGAACUCUGUCCGAGGAAAUUGUGGGGACACUGCUAGUAUUCACGCAGGCCGUGGAUUCCGAUGGUUCCGGCAAUGUGGCCAAGUCAUUAUGGACCCAGAUGCUGGGCGAGGUGCUGAAGAUGGUUUCCCUGCGACCCUGUAACUUUGUACCUGGUCUAAAAUUGCUGACUCGUCUACUACCGCCUGUUCUAACGCCGAAGGAGACUGCCACUGAGGACGCGACGAGAAUCCUGGGCCUGAGGAAGCUUUGGUCGGCGCAUCUUCAAGCUCAGGCGGGAAACCUCACCGAAACUCUCCGACUACUCUGCGCCAGUUGGAAUGCCGAGGUCUUGCUCCUUUUGUCUACAGUUUGCAAGCAGCUGAGCGACCUGGCAGCACCAACGGCCCUUUUAGUCGGGAGAUGUCUCUUGGACGGUAUUUUAGCCGCCACUCCCUUGGAGAAUAACGUUCCUAUUCUCGUUUUAAUCAGUGAUCUGGCCAGACACGCGCCGAUGAAGGCUACGUUACUAACUCUGACGAGUCCGGCGUCCAGAGCACAAGUAAAAUCAGAUCAGAAGUAUCCGCCUGUCAUUGAGAUGAUGUGCUCCACCUUGAAGAGCAGUGGCAACGUCCGUGUACAAUACGAGAUCCUAAACAUAUUCGAAACUCUGUGCGACUGCAGUCUCAGUCUGGUACAAGAAGAUAACGAGUCUUUCGAGAAGAAACUGACGCAUUCAGUGCCUAGCAAGGAACCUCUGCUUUCCAUCCUCGCCGCUCUCAUCGAGAUCUUAGCGACCAGUACAAAGUUCCAGCUGGAUGUGAUAGAGAGCACCCUGCACAUUCUCUUGUCUCUCAGCAAUCACAACUACGGACUGUAUCAUGUGAAGAGCUGCCUGGAGAACAAUCCCGGUGCCUUGCGCGCAUUAUUAGACCACGUGUCCAGCUUGGAAGAGCCCGAGACGAAUUCCGUUGCGAGAUUGACCAUAACUUUUCUGGAAAAUUUGAUCGCUUCCGAGUCGGAAAGAUCUUUGCAUUUACGCACGCAGCAGUUGGCAUUUUUGAUCUCGUGGGAGAAGAACAAUCAUCCCUUAGAAAAGCUAAAAAGCGCGGAGGAACUAGUGGAAACUCUGAGAACCGCCGAAGAAAAAGAAGAGAAGGAACCUAUCCCGGAAAUGUUGGAACCGUUGCUGCCCACACCAGAAGCUCUAUUGAGCCAGUUUUCACAAAGAUGCUCCGGCGCGGUCAGCAGCAGUCCAGCUCGAUCGAAAAAGUUCUCGUUUGCAACGACUAAUCAAACGCAAGCUGAGAACACGGUGGAUCUACUGGCACUCGCUGCCGAGUUACUGCCCGCUGACUUUAAUUUAUUGGCGGAGGCGCAGAACUUGUGCUCCAAAACACCUCCCGAUGAUGCUACUCAACCUCUGCAAUCGAAGUCGCAAAAUGAAGAUCAAGAAAAUAGGUCUGAGAAGCAGGCUUCACCAAUGGUCAAGACGAAACAGCCAUUUGUAACACCAGUGAGAGGUCGAACACAAUUUGCCAACUCGUUGCGAGGUGGCCCUGUAGGUGGAGGAGUAGGCAGAGGAGCCGAUCCUUUCCGAUCAAGACCGCCCAACACCUCGAGACCGCCAUCGCUUCACGUGGACGAGUUUGUUGCGUUGGAAACGUGCGGCGCGCAACCGACGGGUCCCACCGGAUAUAACAAGCUCAGCAACCGCGGAACGUGUUCGUCGCGCGCCAGCAGCGGAGCCAGAAGUCGACCUUGGACGCAGGAGCCUCGUCCACCGUAUCAUCGUUAGCUCGCGUAUAUCGGUUUCUUUUCGUAUUUAUGUAUAUACACAUAUCAAUUACGUAUAUUAUAACAAUGUACAGUUCUCCCACUUUGCGAAAGUAACAUUUCAUCAUGUGACGAACUAUUCAUCAUCUUUUAUCAUCUUUUGCCACUUAGGAUACUGUUCUUCGAAGUCCUCGAUGUUCUUCUUCAGGCGCUUCUUUUUGCGAAGACUGUAUUUUCCCUACGAAACAACACACGUAUAUAAAUUUUUUGUACAUUACCUUUUUACUUUAUAACUAUUAGAAAUAGCGACAAAUUAAUUAUGAUAAUAAUUAUAAUAAAUUUUUUCAACGUA